Molecule: messenger RNA, 1413 nt
Organism: Lithohypha guttulata
Lineage: Eukaryota; Fungi; Ascomycota; Eurotiomycetes; Chaetothyriales; Trichomeriaceae
Exons: 1
Coding region: 1-1413 (470 amino acids)
Biological process (GO): fluoride transmembrane transport
Cellular component (GO): plasma membrane
Molecular function (GO): fluoride transmembrane transporter activity
Source: RefSeq, a predicted model, not a curated record
AUGCUUUCCUCAAGCGAUGCAUGGCAGACGAAUGAUCGCAGUACUGUUGAUCGCGAUAGUCUGGAGAGAGAACAAUCACCAGCAUGCGAGGAGCGGAGAAGCUUCAACGAAGGGACUGAAGCUCGACUGACAGAAUUGGCAGCUCCCCAAGUCACACCCGAGCAGGAGACAGGAGAUGAUCUUGAAGACGAAGAGUCCCUCGCUAAGACAGACACAAAUGAGUCCAAUGCGCUCGCUGAAGUAGCAGCUCCGGAACCAGUCGCCCAUACGCAGCAUCAACCAGCCAAGGAUAACUCGGAAGAAGAGAAGCAUGGGGUCAGUCAUGCCAACCACGAGAAGAAAUCGAAGCCAUGGAUAGAAAUGGCAACGAUAGGGUGGCUUAUAUUCUUCUCAUUUCUUGGGACACUUGCACGACUAGGAGUCGAAGCCAUCGCCACAUAUCCGUAUGCUUUUGUACCUUCCACAGUGCUCUGGGCGAAUAUGGGUGGGUCUUUCUUGAUGGGCUUUCUCCUGGAAGAUCGCCGACUGUGGCAUUACUCUGCCGAUCCAGGUGUCCUCGGAGAGGAUCAAGACGAGAAUCGUCGUCACAUAGACAAGAGUAAAAAGACACUGCCGCUAUAUAUUGGUCUGACAACAGGGUUUUGCGGGAGUUUUACCUCUUUCAGCACGUUCAUUACUGAUGCCUUCCUGGCUCUGAGUAAUGACUUAGCUCCAGCGAGUCCUAUCUCGCCAUACCAUUCGAUAAGCGCCAAUUCCAUACAGUCCCGCAACGGCGGGUACUCGCUUAUGGCUUUGCUGGCUGUCCUCAUUGUUCAUACAGCAGUAUCGAUUGCCGCAUUAAAGACAGGGGCACACGUCGCAGUUGGCACAGAACAGGUCACACCAUCUCUACCAUCGCGAUUCAUUCAGAAGAUUUUGGAUCCCCUUGGGAUAGUUUUGGGUAUCGGUUGCUGGGUCGGUGCCGUCCUGCUAACAGUCUGGCCUAUUGAGCUGUAUUGGCGCCGAAGCGUAACGAUGGCCCUGGUAUUCGCUCCGUUAGGCGCUCUGUCACGUUUCUACAUCUCAAGGCAUUUGAACGCCCGCGUGCCACAAUUCCCGCUUGGUACCUUCGCGAUCAAUGUCUUCGGUGCUUGUGUGGAGGGAAUGUGCUUUGACUUACAGCACACUUCCCAUAUCAUCGGAAAUGUCACAUCUGGAUUUGCUGUGCCGUGUGCCGUACUUGAAGGAGUAAUGCAGGGGUAUUGCGGCUGCGCCACAACAGUAAGCACUUGGGUUGUUGAAUUGAACGCGCUUCGGCGAAGACAUGCAUGGCUCUAUGGGAUGGCCAGCGUCGGCGUGUCCUUGGGAUUCCAGAUCGCUAUCAUGGGAUCUGUAGCAUGGACAGCAGGAUUCGAUCAAAGCUGCAGCGCAUGA